CCAACGACGGAGAAACCGCCGACGGCCGCUGAGAGGCCCGAACCAAGGACUAGAGCUAUUGUACCGCCAACGACGGAGAAACCGCCGACGGCGGCUGAGAAGCACCAACCAAUGACUAGAGCUAUUGAGUCGCCAACGACGCAGGAACCAGCGAAGCCGCCACAUGUCAGGCAACCAAGGCCGACACGUCUGCGAAACCGAAAGCCACGACCUACCAAGCCACUGCCAACGCCACUCCUGAGCACCCCAUCACCGACCACGCCACUACCAACAGAAGAAACGUUCCCAAGCACAGAGGACGGACGGCGCACGAGGCCACCACGAACGGCCAUGACACUGCCAAGUCCAUCCGAGUGCCCUGAAGCGAUCAAGCAGCGCUGUCGAAGGGACAACAUGACCUGCGUCAUGAGGGGGAAAAUGCCGGCUUGUACAGCGCCACCCCUGAGCACCCCACCACCGACCACGCCACUACCAACAGAAGAAACGUUCCCAAGCACAGGAGACGGACGGCGCACGAGGCCUCCACGAACGGCCAUGACACUGCCAAGUCCAUCCGAGUGCCCUGAAGCGAUCAUGCAGCGCUGUCGAAGGGACAACAUGACCUGCGUCAUGAGGGGGAAAAUGCCGGCUUGUACAGCGCCACGCCUGAGCACCCCACGACCGACCACGCCACUACCAACAGAAGAAACGUUCCCAAGCACAGAAGACGGACGGCGCACGAGGCCUCCACGAACGGCCAUGACACUGCCAAGUCCAUCCGAGUGCCCUGAAGCGAUCAAGCAGCGCUGUCGAAGGGACAACAUGACCUGCGUCAUGAGGGGGAAAAUGCCGGCUUGUACAGCGCCACCCCUGAGCACCCCACGACCGACCACGCCACUACCAAUGGAGGUCCUGUUGGCGGACGAGGUAGAGCGGCAAUUCGGCCGUCUUCCCACUAUGCUGAACCUUGACGACUGUGACGCCAUGUGGUCGGACGAGGGCUCCAAUGUAGAUGUGCAGUGCGACAUUCGUUGUCAUACAGCUGGCCGAUGGAAGCUACUGGAAGAACUGCUUGUAAAGUAUAAUUGA
This is a messenger RNA of Dermacentor andersoni, 1068 nucleotides long. NCBI's taxonomy places the organism in Eukaryota, Metazoa, Arthropoda, Arachnida, Ixodida, Ixodidae. The record is from RefSeq and is a predicted model, not a curated record.